Solanum stenotomum is the source of this 543-nucleotide messenger RNA. Its product is annotated as monothiol glutaredoxin-S1-like. The coding region runs from base 68 to 379 and encodes 103 amino acids. The record is from RefSeq and is a predicted model, not a curated record. The transcript has a single exon. NCBI's taxonomy places the organism in Eukaryota, Viridiplantae, Streptophyta, Magnoliopsida, Solanales, Solanaceae.
ACAUAUCUUCCUUCAAUCAUCAAGAAAGAAACAUUAUAACAGCUUUUUUUUUUCGAACUUGUUGAAUAUGGAAAGAGUGAUGAAGUUGGGAGGAGAAAGUCCAGUGGUGAUUUUCACUAAGAGUAAUUGUUGCAUAUCUCACAGCAUUGAAACCCUAAUUCGUAGUUUUGGUGCAAACCCUACGAUUUAUGAGCUUGAUGAACUUCCAAAUGGGAUGGAAAUGGAGAAAGCAUUGGUUGAAUUAGGGUGUAAGCCUAGUGUGCCAGCAGUGUUCAUUGGGAAAGAAUUAGUUGGUGGUUCAAAUGAGAUAAUGAGCCUUAAUUUGAGGGGCAAUAAGCUCAAGCAAUUGCUUAUAAGGGCUAAAGCCAUUUGGGUAUAAUUAUAAUAAAACUAUAUAUUUGUGAUCGUUUAGAAAAAUAGAUAGCUUGCCAGUUAUUGAAUAUUUAAUCUACUGGUAGCUAGUUGUUGUUCUUCUCUUUUCUCCCAUUUAAUUUAUACUUUAUGUAUUUGUUAACUGAUUUUAAGAAAUAAUAUUAUUAGUAU